AUGACCUCCGGGCUUUGGCCAAAAGAGGUCAACAAGCUUUGCCCAGAUUGCGGACACCUCUUUCCUCCCUCCGGACGAUGGCCAUGGGACGGAGAUACAAUCGGCAAAUUUGUGGACUCCAAAGGAGAUGUGCGCGAACCUAGCGUCGAGGAGCUCGACGCUUCAGCAACUUCUACCGGGUGUCAUCUAUGCAGAGCUCUCUUGGAAUGUAUAUUGCCUGGAUCUCUAAAGUUUAACCGGCAGGACUACCCUGCGUGGUUUGAUCUCAACAAGGGAUUUCGGUACAGCGUUUCGCUUCACGCCGCCCAGCAUGAUUCAAACCAACACCUUCGGUCUAUUUCUUUGAAAUUGACGGCAAUGGGGGAGCGUAGGUGGAUGGGCAUGCAACUACGGGGUUUAAUCUUCUAUAGAGCACGCCCGGUGUUGUUGUCUGACAGGAACUGUUCGGAGGAACCAAAUGUCAGGCCACGCCGCUGGGUCUUCAAGGAGGUUGAUCCUCCAGGGCAUUAUGAAGGGAUCGGGGACGCUGGACUCAUGGAGGUUGACAUCGUUCAGCCAACAUCAGCCACAACCUUUGACCCUCUCGCCUUCGAACAGCUACGGAGAUGGGUAGACGAGUGCACUCAAAAGCAUGAGCUCUGCAAGACAGCAACACCCGGAAAGAACUCCAUUUUCGGCUUUGAACAGACGGUGCGGCUGGUCGAUGUCGGGCUCAAUGAUAACUCACCAAUUUGUCUAGUGGAGGGUUUCAGGGUAGACCAGGUCCGGUAUAACACACUGAGUUACCAGUGGACAGCGGACACAUCAAAGACCAGUCUAAGGAAGCAUAACAGAGCCGCCUACUGCCAUGCGAUUCCAACAGAGGCCUGGCCUAAGGUAUAUAAGGACGUUGUGAUCGUUUGUCGGGCCCUUGGCGUUCGUUACGUAUGGAUUGACUCCCUUUGUAUUGUCCAAGAUGACCUGGAAGAUUGGAAAGUCCAGUCAUCCAUGAUGCAGGAUGUCUACUCCUACGGCCAUCUCAAUCUCGCCAAUGUGCUAGGAAAGCACGCGGAUGGGCUAGAAGUAAGCCGCUAUCCCACGGCUACCUCGCCCUGCAUUUUGUCACGCACGCUUGAGGAUGGCUCAACAGAACAUUGGGGAUGUAUGGAGGACGGCAGUUGGCGGGAGCACAUUCAGGAUGCACCGCUGUACACACGAGCAUGGUGCUAUCAGGAGCGGUUUCUUUCCGCGCGAACAGUUCAGUUUGGUCAACAGCUCUACUGGGAGUGUAGAGAGCAAUUUGCUUCCGAGUCGGUUCCGUUCGGCAAGGCGUUCUACAACAUUAAACACCCGGACCUAAUCACCACCUCUGCCAAGGGCAAGGAGAGUGCUAGCGAGACGAUGAGUCCCGCAGAGAUAUGGGAAACGAUUGUCAAGAUUUACACCACCACCCAGCUCACGCAGCAGUCCGACAAGCUGGUAGCUCUUAGAGGCGUCUUCAACCGCUUCUGGGAGCGAUUCGAAGUCGAAGCCGAAGCCAGAAAGCAAGAGUCAAGCCAACAAGUUCAGCACCAGCAAAACAUUGACUGGUGCAUAGCCGGCCUCUGGAAGCGCGACCUCAUCCGCCAGCUCCUUUGGCGUCGCGACACCUACCACCUCGAUGCCAUUCCCAAACCCGAAUGGUGGCCCGAAGAAGAUGCCCAACAAAAUUCAUUCAAUGCUCGCGCGACCGAAGUCCUCAAACUCUACCCCUCUUGGUCCUGGGCCGCUUGUCCCUCAUACCACGGCUUUGGCAUUUGCUUCACCACACAACCCACCGACAAAGUCGAAGAUAUGAUUGUCAUCGAACAGAUCAAGCCGCUCAACUACAACCCACAAGGUACAUACACCGAUUACACAGCCUUUGACUCUUCUGUCCUCAUCCUCCGCGGCCUUCUCUACAGCGGCAUCACAACCAUCGACCUAUCCCAAGUCUUUGCCGAAUGGCGCACCAAAUCCGAAUCUUCGGGAACCGUCAAACACCACGCUCGCCUUAUGCGGCGGUCGGCGUGGUGGAUCUACUUUGAUCGGCCACUACUCACCCCGCUAAGACCAGAAAGUGUAGGUGUGUUGAUGGUCAGGCUGGUGGGCUUGGGUGAAGUGAGGCAGACGAGGUAUAUGCAUGGGCUUUUGGUGGAAAAGCUGGGGACCGGGAUGGGAGAGGACAUGAUGGACGGGUUGCCGACCUAUAGACGGAUGGGGUUUUUCUUGCUUAGGAGUAAACGGGGGGUAAUCCCGGGGGUGGAGUGGCCGGAACGGUUUAGGACGGUGGAAGAGGCGGAGGCUGCGGCGCGGGAGGUGAGGGAGAGGAGGAGGACGUGGCCGUUGUUGAGGUUGGUGUAG
This is a messenger RNA of Neurospora hispaniola, 2361 nucleotides long. RefSeq names its product heterokaryon incompatibility protein-domain-containing protein. The record is from RefSeq and is a predicted model, not a curated record. Lineage: Eukaryota; Fungi; Ascomycota; Sordariomycetes; Sordariales; Sordariaceae. The transcript has a single exon. The coding region runs from base 1 to 2361 and encodes 786 amino acids.